AUGACAGAUCCUGUACCGAUCACGCAGGAUCCGACCAUCUACUCGAGUCAGCAAGACGCCGAGAUCCGGUCGUUGGCCGAGUCCAUUCACUCACAGCAUUCCAACAAUUCCAACAACUCCACAGAGCUUACCAACCCGUAUGUCGAUACCUCUGAUCCAGAGCUCGAUCCCUGGAGCGGCCAGUUCAACAGUCGGAAAUGGUCCAGGACAAUUUUGGGUCUGAAACGACGAUAUGGCACCUCCAAGGAGAUCACUGCCGGCGUGUCUUUCAAAAACCUCGGCGCCUAUGGAUAUGGUGGAGGAGCCGAUUACCAGAAGACUGUGGCCAACGCAGUGCUAGGUCUGGAGGGCGUUGUGCGUACUCUUUUCCAUCUGGAGAAGAAGGAAGAUAAGGUGCAGAUUCUCUCUGACUUCAACGGUGUGCUAUGGCCUGGGGAGACCUGUGUUGUCCUUGGACGACCUGGUUCUGGAUGUACGACUCUGCUAAAGAGUAUUGCUUGCGAGACGUACGGAUUUCAGCUCGACAAAGAGACUGAAUGGAAUUAUCAGGGCAUUCCCCGAAAAAUCAUGCAGAAAACCUGCCGUGGUGAAAUCGUGUACAACGCAGAAGUUGACGUGCAUUUCCCUCAUCUCACAGUCGGAGACACCCUCAUGUUCGCCUCUCUGGCCCGAACUCCCCAGAACCGAUUCGAUGGAGUCACCCGAGAACAGUAUGCAAAGCAUACUCGAGACGUGACCAUGGCCUCUCUGGGUCUGUCUCACACUCUCGACACCAAGGUUGGAAAUGACUUUGUGCGAGGUGUUUCUGGAGGAGAGCGAAAGCGAGUCUCUAUCGCCGAGAGUAUUGUCUGUGGAUCGCCUCUGCAGUGCUGGGACAACAGUACUCGAGGUCUCGAUGCUGCUACUGCCACCGAGUUUCUGCGAUGGCUGCGUCACUCAGCCGAGCUCACUGGCGCCUCCAUGUUUGUGUCUCUCUACCAGGCCUCCCAGGAAGCCUACGAACUCUUUGACAAGGUGACCGUUCUCUACGAGGGUCAGCAGAUCUACUUUGGUCCCGGUGAGCAAGCCAAGCAAUACUUUGAAGAGAUGGGAUUCGAAUGUCCUCAUCGACAGACAACCGGAGACUUCCUCACAUCUAUUACCUCUCCUGCAGAGCGAAUUGUCGCUCCUGGCUUUGAGGGGAAGACCCCUCGAACUGCAUCCGAAUUUGCUGAGCGAUGGAGACAGUCCCAGGCCUAUGCCAACCUUCAGGAGGAGAUUGAGCGAUUCAACACCGAGUUUCCCGUGGGAGGAAACCGAGUUGCCGAUAUCAUGGAGCUCAAACAGGAGAAGCAGAGUGACCAUAUCAAGGUGUCUUCUCCCUACACAAUCUCCAUCCCCAUGCAGGUCAAGCUGUGCUUGACCCGAGGCUUCCAAAGACUCAGAGGCGAUCUCAGUAUGGCUCUGACCACUGUCUUGGGUAACUUUGUCGUUGCUCUCAUUCUCUCGUCUAUGUUCUACAACAUGCCCGAAGACACAUCGUCCUUCUUUUCCCGAGGAGCUCUUCUAUUCUUUGCCAUGUUGAUGAACGCCAUGUCUUCUGUUCUUGAAAUCAUUGUCCUUUACGAACUUCGUCCCAUUGUGGAAAAGCACCAGAGAUACGCCAUGUACCACCCCUUCUGUGAAGCGUUAGCGUCAAUUAUCUGCGACUUCCCCACCAAAUUCCUCACCAUGCUUUGUGUCAACGUGACUCUUUACUUCAUGUCCAACCUGCGACGAGAAGCCGGUCCUUUUUUCAUCUUCUUCCUCUUCACACUCCUAUGUGUUUUGGCCAUGAGUAUGAUUUUCCGAACCAUUGCAGCUGUCACCAAAACUCUUCAGCAGGCCCUUGCUCCCGCAGCUGUCAUUAUUCUCGCCCUUAUCAUCUACACAGGCUUCACUCUCCCCAUUAGCUACAUGCGAGGAUGGGCACGGUGGAUCAACUAUAUUGACCCGAUUGCCUACGGCUUUGAAGCGGUCAUGGUCAACGAGUUCCGAAACAGAGAAUUCCCUUGUGCCCUUUUCAUCCCACAGCAGUCCACAUACGACCAGCUGGGAUCUCCUUACCAGGGCUGUAUGGCCGUUGGAGCAAAGCCUGGAGAGCGUUUUGUCAACGGAGACCGGUACUUGGAAAUGGCCUUUGAUUACUCGCAGGCUCACUUGUGGCGAAACCUGGGUAUCAUGUUUGGCUUCAUUCUCUUCUUUGCGUUCACCUACCUGACUGCCGUCGAGUUCAUCCAGUCUGCCAAAUCCAAGGGUGAGGUUCUGGUGUUCCUGCGAUCUUCUCUCAAGCAGCGAAAGAAGCGAGCUCAUCUGAUGGAUGUCGAGGCCAAUGCUGAGAAGGUUGGUGCAGCUCAGGAUAGAGAGAUUCUUGUUCAGCAGGAGGAGGGUCAGCAGGAAGAGACUUCCUCGUGUACCCCCUCCGAUUCUACCCCCAAGGAUAUCUUCCAAUGGAAGGAUGUGUGCUACGACAUCAAGGUAAAGGGCGGAGAAAAGAGACUACUGGAUAACGUGGACGGAUGGGUCAAGCCAGGUACUCUAACAGCCCUCAUGGGCUGCUCUGGAGCCGGUAAAACCACUCUUCUGGAUGUUCUGGCUGACCGAAAGGCCACUGGUGUGAUUACUGGAGACAUGCGAGUCAACGGACAGAAGCGGGACGCCUCUUUCCAGAGAAAGACAGGUUACGUGCAACAGCAGGAUCUCCAUACUGCUACUUCCACCGUUCGUGAAGCUCUCGAGUUUUCUGCUCUUCUGCGACAACCUUCCAAUGUGCCCAAGGCCGAGAAGAUUGCCUAUGUUGACGAAGUCAUUGAUAUUCUGGAGAUGCAGGCCUAUGCUGAUGCUGUUGUCGGUGUCCCCGGUGAAGGUCUCAACGUUGAGCAGCGAAAGCGACUAACUAUCGGUGUAGAGCUUGCUGCCAAGCCUGAACUCCUGCUGUUCCUUGAUGAGCCCACUUCCGGUCUUGACUCCCAGACUGCCUGGUCAAUCAUCUGUCUGCUGAAGAAACUAGCCAACCGAGGCCAGGCUAUUCUGUGUACUAUUCAUCAGCCCUCUGCCAUUCUCUUCCAAGAGUUUGACCGUCUUCUGUUCAUGACUCUGGGAGGUAAGACUGUUUACUACGGAGAUAUCGGAGCCAACUCGUCUGCAUUGAUCAACUACUUCGAGUCCAAGGGUGCCGAUCCUUGUCCUGAAGAGGCUAACCCUGCUGAAUGGAUGCUUGCUGCUAUUGGAGCUGCCCCCGGAAGUAUUGCCAAGCACGAUUGGGCUGUAGUCUGGAACGAGAGUGAAGAGCGAGCCCGAGAGCGAGAUCUGCUUGAUAAGAUGGCCGAGGAGCUUGCUGCUCAGAGUACUCAUGAUGAGAAGAACGAGCUGGUAACCUCCAAGAGCGUCGGAAGCUCCCAGACCUCCUCUUCGUCAUACUCUGCCAAGUCCCAGUACGCCACAUCUCAGGCUACUCAGCUGUACUACCUUACCAAGCGACUGUGGACCUACUACUGGCGAUCUCCCCGAUAUAUCUGGUCCAAGCUACUCAUGUCCAUUGCCUCUGCCCUGUUUAUUGGUUUCUCUUACUACAAGGCGUCACAAGACAUCCAGGGUCUCCAGAACCAGAUGUUUGCCUUCUUCAUGCUUUUCCUCAUCUUCGUCAUCAUCAUGGUCCAGAUUCUGCCCCAUUUCGUGGCCCAGCGAGAACUCUACGAGGCGCGAGAGCGAUCUUCCAUGGCUUAUUCGUGGCAGGCUUUCAUGGGCUCUAACAUCCUCGUCGAGCUUCCCUGGCAGACUCUGGUGGCAGUUCUUGUCUUCUUCUGCUUUUACUACCCCAUUGGCCUGCAGAAUAACGCUACUGGCCAUCUUGGCGAACGAGGAGCCCUCUUCUUCCUCUUGCUCUGGUCCUUCUACGUCUACAACUCCACUUUUGCUCACAUGAUGGGAGCCGCCUUCGAGAACAAGGAGAACGCAGCCACCAUUGGUUACCUGCUCUUUGCUCUCUGUCUGAUCUUCUGUGGUGUUCUGGCCACCAAGGAGGACAUGCCCCACUUCUGGAUCUUCAUGUACCGAGUGUCUCCGCUGACUUACCUCAUUUCCGGCCUCCUCAGUGCAGGUGUCGGAGAGACCAGAGUUGAGUGCACCGAUAACGAGCUUGUCCUGUUCAAGCCCAUGAACGGAACCAACUGUGGAAAAUACAUGCAUCCGUUCAUGGAGGGUCUUGGACACACAGACAUGCCCAUGGGCUAUCUGGUCGACCCAUCCGCCACCGACAUGUGUGGAUAUUGCCCCAUUUCCAACACCAACGGCUACCUUGACCAGAUUGAUGUCAAGUACAGUCAGCGAUGGCGAAACUAUGGCAUUCUGUUUGCCUACCCUGCCUUCAACGUCUUUAUGGCUUUUGCUUUCUACUAUAUCUUCCGAGUCCCCAAAAAGUCUCGAAAGCAGAAGGCCUAG
Messenger RNA from Yarrowia lipolytica CLIB122, 4458 nucleotides. RefSeq lists its product as uncharacterized. Gene Ontology annotation, cellular component: membrane. NCBI's taxonomy places the organism in Eukaryota, Fungi, Ascomycota, Dipodascomycetes, Dipodascales. Gene Ontology annotation, biological process: transmembrane transport. The record is from RefSeq and is a predicted model, not a curated record. Gene Ontology annotation, molecular function: ATP hydrolysis activity; ATP binding; ABC-type transporter activity.